This is a messenger RNA of Osmia bicornis bicornis, 1732 nucleotides long. RefSeq names its product RING finger protein narya. Gene Ontology annotation, molecular function: SUMO transferase activity. The transcript is spliced from 5 exons. Gene Ontology annotation, biological process: reciprocal meiotic recombination; homologous chromosome pairing at meiosis; protein sumoylation. Gene Ontology annotation, cellular component: synaptonemal complex. The record is from RefSeq and is a predicted model, not a curated record. The coding region runs from base 623 to 1297 and encodes 224 amino acids. NCBI's taxonomy places the organism in Eukaryota, Metazoa, Arthropoda, Insecta, Hymenoptera, Megachilidae.
CCUCCCCUCUCCUUAGUUCCAAAAUCCAUAUGUGCUAUACUAUUUUGACGGAUGUGAGUCUGGCAAUCUAGUGUUAAAGAGUAGUUAGGAUGUGUAAGAGGGUGGUCCUUGAAUUACUAUAAUAACAUACCUCCAGGGAAUGAAUUUAUGUAAAAAAAUAGAAAAAUGCUAAAAAGCUAAAAAUGCUGUGUAAAUCUAACUUUUUAUUCAUUUUAAUUUUAAAUUGCACGCCCCAGUUUGAAAACUAUACCAGUGGCGCCAGUUAGCGGUGAGCGCAAGAACUAACAAAAUUAAAUAUCCCUUUUUUUCCAUAAAAUAAGCAACUUUUAUGAUUCAUUGGCAUUAGUAAAAUAUUCUAUGGAUUUAGUUCUAAUAAAAUAAUCCUAAUUCAAUUAGCUGCGAGCCUUACGUUUGUUAUUUAAAAAAUAACACUUUGGGGACGCUGAAACACUAUAGCCAUCUAGUGGUGAAACCCUCAUCAAAUUACUGUUCAAAAAGUAAAUUCGAAUCGUAUUCAAACAUUCCCGUAUAUUUUAUAAAAGGUAAACAUUUACAAUACUAUAAUAGUGGCAUAACGUUUAUAGAAAUACCAAACAAUUUGUCUAUUUCAUAAUAUGAGAGUAUGGAUACGUUCAUUUGUAAUAAAUGCUUUGCUACACCAUACAGGGGGAAAAAACCAUUUUGCUUAACACAAUGUGGUCACAUAUAUUGUCAUGGAUGCAUACAGCAAGCUGAGAAGCAGUGUCCUCAGUGCCAGCAACCAGAUAUAUUUUCUGUGGAGUUACAACAACCAUCACUGGCAAAAGUAGAAAAUUUCUUUGCUCCACUCAAUGAAUCAUUGGAAUCAUUGCAUAAAAUAUGUGGAUUCCAAAAUAAUCAAGUGAAAAUUAUGAUACAACGUUUCUAUGAGAUUGAUAAAAAGUAUGAAAAACUGAAGUCUCACUAUUAUAAUCUUACUCAUAAUAUAAAAAUGCUGAGAGACAAAUAUAUUAAGCUCAAAACGGAAAAUACAGAACAAAAGAAGAAACUUAUGACCUUUGAAGUAAACAAUAGAACACUAAAUUCUUUGAGUGAUUCUACACCAUUAAGCGUUCAAAAUCAAAGAAAUGCAAACAGCAGACAAGCACCAAAUUCAUAUUUUUCAUCUUGCGGAACUAAUAUAUCAAGUCAAUCUUUUAAUGUAGGAAGAGGACAUACAAUAUUAGAAGGUUUUCGUAUACCUUAUCCUCUAUCUGUAAAAUCAGUUGGUUCUCGUGGAACUUCAGAUUCUAAUUCUACUUAUACAUUUAGACGUUAAAUACGAUUCUAAUAUUUUCAAGAUUUAAGUAUUAUAUGUAUUUAUUAAUCAACUUUUCAGAAAUUCUUAAACAUAAUUUUUAAAUUUUUAAAUUAAGUUUUUAAAUUAUAAAUUGUAGUUUUGUUUUAUAUCGAUUAAGCAUUGUAAAAUGCAAUGAUUAUGACGAACAGAAACAAGUGAAAAGGUUAAGUAAAAUCGAAGAUAAAAUAAUUUACAUGUAGUACUUUGAAAAAUACAGAUAUGCUUAUUUUUACCAUCAAUCAUAGGUCUUGACAACUAACAGAUAUUUUAAGAGAAAAAUAUCUGUGGAAAAACAAGUUUAUUUUGAUCGUAACAUUGAAUAAAUGUAUAAAUUUAGAAAUAAUUACAUGAUAACAUGAGAUUAACGAUUACCUCAUGAUUGUAGACUAAGUAAGCUAACAAUUUAAAAAUAAU